GAUUGAGGCGCGCGAUUGGGGCGGGGAAAAUGGCGGUGGCUGUGCGAACCCUGCAAGAGCAAUUGGAAAAAGCAAAGGAGAGCCUGAAAAACGUCGACGAAAACAUAAAGAAAUUAACCGGCCGGGACCCAAAUGAGACUAGGCCUGCACAAGCAAGGCGACUGUCCCUCACAGGCCCUAAUGCGAUUGGAGGUAGAGGCCGUGGUGGGAUUUUACUAAGGCGUGGACUCUCUGAUAGUGGAGGAGGUCCCCCAGCCAAACAGAGAGACUUUGAAGGUGCACUCAACAGGCUGGGUGGGGAGCGUCGCCAAAGAAGAGAGUCACGCCAGGAAAGCGAUGCAGAGGAUGAAGAUGAUAAAAAGCCAGCAUUGCAGUCCUCGGUUGUUGCUACCUCCAAAGAACGUACACGCCGGGAUCUUAUACAAGAUCAGAACAUGGAUGAAAAAGGCAAACAAAGGAAUCGGCGUAUGUUUGGCCUGUUGAUGGGUACUCUUCAAAAGUUUAAGCAAGAGUCAAAUGUGGCAACAGAGCAGCUAAAAAGGCGCCAUGAAAUAGAACAAAAGCUUGAAGUGCAGGCUGAAGAAGAAAAGAAAUUGGUGGAGAGUGAGAGACGUGAACUCUUUGAGGAGAGGCGGACUAAACAGACAGAGCUACGUCUUCUAGAACAGAAGGUCGAGCUUGCACACCUGCAAGAAGAGUGGAACGAUCACAACAAAAAAAUUAUAAAGUAUAUAAGAACAAAAACAAAGCCGCAUCUGUUCUACAUACCUGGCAGGAUGUGUCCACAGAGCCAAAAGUUUUUUGAUGAAUCUCAGAAAAAACUUAAUGCAAUAUUUGAAAGUAGGCGGCUUGAGUUUGCUGAGCAGUUAAACAAAAUGGAAGCUAGGCCUAGGCGUCAGUCCAUGAAAGACAGAGACCAAGAGAAGAAGCCAGAGGAACAGAAUGAAGAACAUACGGAGGAUCGAGAAGAUGGUAAGAUGUCUCGGCAUAAUAGAGAGGUUGAGACGGGUAACCAGCCAAAUGAUGUAGAUAUGGAGGAUACUCUAGAGGAAGAUAAAGAGGUUACUAUUAGCAUGAUAGAUGUAGAAAUGGCACAGGAUGCUAGAGGAGUUGAAGAUCUAGAAGAUUCUAAGCAGAUGGAGGAAAAGAUAGAAGAAGAAGGCAGAGUUGAGGUAGAAGAAUCCCAGAAUAGUCAGUGGGAAGAAAGGGAAGUAGAAAUGGUUGAAGAUGAAGUCAAGGAAGAGGAAACAAAAGAUGAAAUAAAACAGAAUAUUAGUGAGGAUCAGCAAACAUUUGAGAUUAGCCAAUCAGAGGUAUUAGACUUGAUGGAGAAUUUAAAGGACAAUGAGGAACCAAGUGAGGUUCAGGCAGAAAAUAAUUUUACAUUUGAAGCUGAGACAGAAGCUACAAAGGAACCUGAAUCUGAGAGGGAGGUUGAAUCCCCAGAGAGACUACAGAAGGAGCCGGAUUUGAUGUUCCAACCACCGGCCAAUUAUGAGUCAAGGACUCAGCCAGAACACCACUUUAAUGUGGAUGAAGAGCCUUUCCCUGAAAAAGAACAGAUGGCUGCAGUGAUUGUGACUGAGGCACAAGUAGAAUAUGCCCCAAAACCAGCCUCCGUCCAUAAAACUAAAAGGAGUAGUAGCAAGGGAAGAAAUAAAAACAAAAUGGGUAAAAGCAGAAGUAGUAGUAGCAGUAGUUCGAGUAGUAGUUCUAGCUCUAGUACUAGUGGGAGCAGUUCUAGUAGUAGCAGUAGCCAAAGCAGUUCAAGCAGCAGUAGCAGCAGCAGUGGAAGCAGCAGCCGAGACAGCAGCAGUAGUAGUAGCAGCAGCAGUAGUGAAAGUCGAAGCCGCAGCAGAGGUCGUGGGCAUGCCAGAGAUGAAAAACGCAGGAGGAGUGCGGAGCACAAGAGGAGAGAUGGAGCAGGUGUAGAGAGAAGUCACAAGUCUUCAAAAGGCAGUGGCAGAGACUCCAAGGGAUCCAAGGACAAAAGUUCAAGGUCUGACAGGAAGAGGACUACUUCAGAAGGUAGUCGGUCAGGCAAGCGACCCUCAAGAAAUGAAAGAGACCGUAAAUCAGACAGGAAGGACAAAAGACGUUAACAUAUUUUGACAUGUGCUUACAUAUUUUAAAUCAUCCCCAGAAAAGAUGGUGCUGCCUUAGCAAUUGCAUGAUAACCAUUUUGAAAAGCACAGACUUAUUUUUCUUUAACUUUUUUUUCUGCAAAAUUUUGUAAUAGGUUGAUGUCAGCUGAUCAAUUUAAAUAAAACAAAAAAAGUAAAGCAUUUUACC
Messenger RNA from Xenopus laevis (African clawed frog), 2292 nucleotides. RefSeq names its product pinin, desmosome associated protein L homeolog (gene pnn.L). The record is from RefSeq and is marked provisional. Lineage: Eukaryota; Metazoa; Chordata; Amphibia; Anura; Pipidae. Gene Ontology annotation, cellular component: desmosome; nuclear speck; catalytic step 2 spliceosome.